Kockovaella imperatae is the source of this 4971-nucleotide messenger RNA. RefSeq names its product kinase-like domain-containing protein. NCBI's taxonomy places the organism in Eukaryota, Fungi, Basidiomycota, Tremellomycetes, Tremellales, Cuniculitremaceae. The record is from RefSeq and is a predicted model, not a curated record. The transcript has 26 exons. Gene Ontology annotation, cellular component: cytosol. Bases 57 to 4889 code for a protein of 1610 amino acids. Gene Ontology annotation, biological process: regulation of translational initiation by eIF2 alpha phosphorylation; DNA damage checkpoint signaling. Gene Ontology annotation, molecular function: eukaryotic translation initiation factor 2alpha kinase activity; ATP binding; protein binding.
UUGACAACUCUAUACAUAUCAUUCACUGAAUAUGGAUCUCGAGUACAAUAUGUGGAAUGACCGAGCCUAAUAGGCUCAUCCACGAAGAGGAGCUCGAAGCCCUUCGAGCUACUUUCGCGGAUGACUGGCACGACAUUCCAGCUACAAAAACAGCAUGGGGAACAGAAGCAGAGGGAGGGUGGUGGGAGGUGACACUCAGAGGCAGGGACGACGCUGAACGAGUCAGCGUGGUCAUGAGGGGGAAAUUGACGAAGAAAUAUCCUCAGCAACCUCCUCCCAUCACUCUCCUACACCCGGUCUUCCUGUCUGCGAAUCAUGUACACAUUCUGUCCAAAUUACUGUCCGAUACCGCAAAGGCACGGGUCGGAGACAUGAUGAUAUACGAGCUCGCGGAUACCGCUAUUGAAUGGAUCAGCAAUAACCAUUUACCUCUACCCAAACCUGGGGAGGCGCCGAACCUGAUGGCUGAGCUCGCAAGAAGAGAGGAGACGAAACGAGCGGAAGAGGAAGCUCAACGCCAAGCCGCGCUGGAGAGACAGCAAGCAUUUCAAGAGGAGGAGAAUCGCAGGCUCACUGAGAGGAUUCAAAUCAAUACUUCUCAGAAGCAGGAACGGGCUCAGCAAGUAGCUCUUGAAGAGGCUGAGAGGCAACGUCAAGCAGCUCUGGCCACCAUGGCAGAUGGCGAGCUUGAAAUCAGGGAACUGAUUCUGAACUCGCCAAUGAAAGUGAAUGGCUAUGACGGCUCAUAUCGUUCUUGGCUACUCUUUGGUGGACAAAGGGACCUCACCUGGACUUCAUACAAUGCCGAGCCUGACUCAGUCUCCACAACGUUUGUUCGUGCCAAUGCCCCGCGACUGCAAGUGCAAGUCAUCGAUUUCUCGAGACCGUAUUAUUCUUCCGCUCUGGGCAAGAAGAAGAUCGAUAGUCUAGUCGGCGAGAUUCAGAAGCUCACCGAAGUCCAAUCGGACAAUGUUCUGAAGGUGUACGGAAGUCAUAGAGAUGUCAGCCCCAAGGGCUGGGAGAGACUGAUGGUGUUGGUCGAGCAUUUUGGUGAUGGCGGGAAGUUGAGUAGAUGGACGCCAUCGGACGGGUUCGGGGAAACUAUGGCUCGCGAGUAUAUCAUGCAGAUAAUGAGGGGCCUUAUGGAGAUUCACGCCACGGGAAUCACUCAGAAACAACUGGACCUUGAAAGCGUGAUUCUCUGUCACAGCCCUGCCUCUAGUGGCGCUGUCGUCAAGUUGUCAGGCACAGGCUAUGCUCGCCGAAUUGCGGAUCUUCAUAGAUCCAACCGCUUUCUGAAGAACUUCGAGGAUUCAGUUCCUGAUUCUUGGCUUUCUCCGGAUGAGAUCGACUCCCCUUAUACUUACUCCGCUAAAAGAGACAUGUGGCAUGCUGGUGUGCUCCUUGUCCAGCUUAUAUUCGGUCAAGCCUCCCUCGGCAAAUACCCCAAUCUACCAAUUCUAUUGCAGAGCGUUCCAGAACUUUCAGACAACAUGAUAGAUCUCCUGUCGGGACUUUUGCACCCGAAUAAUAAGAAGAGGUACACGGCAGAAGAGGCUCUAGUCAGAUCUCAGAGCUCCGAGAUGACAAUCAGAAAGGCUGUCCACUGGCCAAAUUCCUCGCAAUCAAUCGCGUCACCGCGACCCAUCGAUGGCCUGGGCUCUUCCCCAACACGCUUGAUGGGAUCGUACUUUCCCAACACGUCGAUGAUGAAAACGCCUCAUUUGUCUCGAUAUCGUGCAGAUUUCGAAGAAGUCGAAUUCCUGGGCAAAGGAGGCUUUGGCGAAGUGGUCAAAGCUCGAAACAAAUUGGAUGGUAGAUCGUACGCUAUCAAGAAGGUGAAACUGCGACCGGACGACAAUGAGCAGAAGGUAUAUCGAGAAGUCAACAACCUUUCUAAAGUGUCUCAUCAACACAUUGUCCGGUACUAUGGAUGCUGGCUUGAGGAUAUUGCACCAUCGCGCCCGGCAACGCCAGUGGUCGAACCUGCCGUGAAUUCUGGAAGCACGACAACUGAGUCGGAUUCUGAUAUAUACGCUCCGCCGAAUUUCAACGACUUGUCUUUCUCCCGGAAUGAUCACUCACGAAGCGCUUCGUUUCCUCGGAUCCGUUUCGCCAAUUCUGGGGAAGACGAAGAUGAUGAGGACGAUCCUUCAGACGAAUCGACAUCAUCUGAAGAAACGACAAAUGCCACCUCCGUCCGAGCGGCAGAUGUCUCGCCCAUGUCCCCGGUUAGAAUCGGACCAGGUCCAUCCGUGUCGGUGACGGAAACUACCGAAGGUGAUUCAGGCGUACAGCGUAUCCUUUACAUCCAAAUGGAGUUCGUAGAGAAACAAACCCUUCGUGAGGCGAUCAAUCAAGGCCUGGGGGACGACGAGCUCUGGCGGCUUUUCGUUCAGAUUCUUCAGGCUUUGGCUCACAUGCAUGGUCUGGGAAUAGUCCACAGAGACUUGAAGCCGUCGAAUAUUCUACUAGACGCUACUGGCAAUGUGAAGAUAGCAGAUUUUGGUCUCUCAACUACUGAGCUGGCCGCUGUCGACGCCCAAUCUGGCUUGCAUCCAAGCCAUCAAAGUGGCAACGACGACGCAGAGCGGACUUCGAACAUUGGAACCAGCCUAUAUAUCGCACCCGAGGUCGCUAUUUCACGAAUGUAUAAUGAAAAGGCCGAUAUGUACUCCCUCGGCAUCAUCUUUUUUGAGAUGUGCUUCAGAUUCAAGACUGGGAUGGAACGCGUCCAGAUGCUUCAGGCACUUCGGAAAGAGGCGAUUGUGUUCCCUUCUGCCUGGCCAGAAGCUGCCCGAACCUCACAGAAGGAGAUUAUAAAGGGUCUGCUGAGGCAUGAGCCGGAAGCGAGACCAAAGGCGACUCAGCUUUUGUCGAGUUCACUGCUCCCAUCGCCUGAGAAGCAGAAGGAGUUCUAUGUCGCCGCUAUUGCCGAGCUGACGAACCCUCGGUCUACCGAAUACUCGUCGCUCUUGAGGGCGCUGUUUGAUCCGCAUAACCAUGCGUAUUCGGUCUCCGUAGACAACCGCCUGGAUGACUACACGUUCGACAACGAUGUAGACGAUGAACUGCAGGUCUGGCUAACGGUCGUCAUUCAAAGACUAGUCGAGCUGUUCGAGCGGCAUGGCGCAGUGGAAACAUACCUGCCACUCCUGAUGCCCGAAACCACCCUUUUGUCGGCAUUCCCUGAUCUUUCUCCGGUUCGCAUGCUAGAUCAAGGUGGAAAGCUCGUGCAGCUGCCGUCGUCCGAGCUGCUAUCCAUGGCGCGCACGGCCACUAGAAGGCGCAUUGAGCGAAUCAAGAGAUAUCACGUCGGUCAUAAAUACACUGAUCAUCCGGCCGGAGGGCAGCCCAGAGCGACAGGAGAUCUUACCUUUGACAUUGUCUCGCCCCUGAAAUCAGCGGUGGCAGAAGCCGAACUGCUCGAGGUCGUUGACAAGGUAAUAUCGGAAUUCCAGGGCAUCCGAGCAUCCACACCUGUCGACUACGAGUUCCACAUCAAUCAUGAGAGUGUGCUCUCAACCAUCUUGGCGACUGUGCCUGACCGUCUUCGAUUUCAAGUAUUAAAAGCCUUCAAGUCGAUUGGCCCUGGUGUUGGAUCUGCUCAAUCGCGAAUGCUAUUUAGCGGCGUCGUUGGACUUUCAAAGCCGAUUUUAGAUGAUCUAGAGCAAUGCUGCAUCGCCGAGGACUUUGAUACUGUCAGAGGGAGACUGGAAGGCCUAUUCAGCUCUGGAAAAAGGAAACUGUCUCCAGUCUUCGACAAUAUGGCGACAAUAAUCCGGCUAGCUAGGGCAUGUGGCGUAUCCAGGAAGAUCGUAUUCCGACCUACGCUGGCAAGAAAUGCAGAGUUCUUUCGCGGCGGUUUCAUGUUUGAGUGCGUUCGGCGAGGUAAACAACGAGAGGUCAUGGCGUUUGGUGGAAGGUAUGACUGUCUUCUUGAGCAUUUCAAAGAGCCGGCACAGCAGAUGCAGUCAAGGAAGGUCUAUGGUGUGGGCAUGUCGAUAGCAGUCGAUCAACUUGCCCGGAUGGUCAGAGUCUACGAGAGCUCUCUGUCCGAGAGACUCAUGAACAAGGAAAAGGAGAAUGAGCGAUCAUUCGGAUUCUGGAGUCCAUCACGAUGCGAUGUCUACCUCGCUGCUGUCACUCAAGUGGACCUCGCCACCCGCCUGUCGAUCAUUGGGGAGCUUUGGCGAGCAGGAGUUCGAGCAGAUUUGCAGUAUGACGACGACCGAUCUUUGGACGAAGUUGCGACAGAGUGCUACGAACAGAGCACGCUGUAUCUCGUCAUACCGCGCGCAAAUCGUCCUACUCUCAAAGUACGCUCGAUUCUCAAGCGCACCGAAGAAGAAGUACUCCGCGCUGAACUUUGCGUGUAUCUCCGCCUAGCGAUAGCCGAGCAACGAAGGAUCGAUGCGACUUAUGCGUCCGCAGAGGGCUCUAUGCCCUCUCUACAAGCUGCAGCACUCGCGGUCGACACGCGCAGCAGUGAUAUCGAUAUCCGCCUUGUUCUUCCGCCCGAGCCAAAUAGCGCAAAAGGGACCAAAGGUCGACCUGUCCGAAAACACCGGCACGUCACCAAGACCGUCUACUAUGACAAAGCUUCUGAAUUUGCAGAGUCUACUCGGUCGACAUUGCCAAUUGUAGGCGUGGAUUUGGCUCCGUCCAUUCUUGCUCAGAUGGCUCUGGAAUCGUCCUGGUUGUCGGAUGAAGAGGCCUGGCGUACACUUCUAGCCCCAUUCUCCACUGCGGACAGGCGAUAUGUGGAGAGCAUCAGAGAUGCGAUAGUCGACAUCAAGAGUAAGAGUGAGGGAGACGGCUGGUUGUGGCUAUUUGGUGUUCGGGAUAAUAAGGUCGGUGGUCUGCAUGGCGCGCGGUACGGUCUCUGACCAUCGCUACAGGGCUUCCUACUGCAGCCAAACUUGAAGUGACGAAACGACGCAUAAACCCAUCUCAUAACUUUUGUCGCAA